AUGAGUGACGAGAAUUUUGACACUACCUUUGACAUGGACGACCCUGAAAUGCUAUAUAACCCCUAUCCUACCGAGUUUCGUGCAGAACGUGACGCUACGACGAGAGACGUCUACGAGCGAGAGAUGGACGAUGCACCGAUCACGGACAAGAGUAGUACGCCACCGAGAGUAUCAGAAGCAUCGAGAGAUAUGCAAUACCCAAAUCUACAAGUUACCCAGAACAUGAUCCAGCCCAAGAAGAUGAGGCGCAUCAAGAGCAGUGAUAUAGAUUGCGCACAUGUACUGCGUAAAGUCUUCGGCAAGGAUAGUUUCAAGGGAAAACAAAAAGAGGUUAUGGAAGCUGCGGUUCAGGGAGCAGAUAUACUGGUUGUAGCGCCCACUGGGAUGGGCAAGAGCAUGUGCUUUCAAGUGCCUGCUGUCGCCGAAAAGUAUGGAGUUACCCUCGUAGUCUCGCCUCUACUCUCUCUCAUGAAAGAUCAGGUUGCUAAACUCUACUUACUCAAAAUACCUGUUCGUGCAUUCACCUCGGAAACAGUAGCGGAGGAACGCGAAGAGAUAGUCAGAGAUUUAGCAUCAGGUCACCCUCGAACACGCCUUCUCUACAUUACACCAGAGAAACUGUGUUCAUCCGAGACGCAUCGACUCAUUGCAAAGCUUCAUGAUCAAGGACAACUCAAUCGACUCGCACACUGCAUUUCCGAAUGGGGGACAGACUUUCGCCAAGAUUAUAGAAAGUUGGGCACCUUUCGGGACAGGUUUCCUACCGUGCCAAUCAUGGCCCUCACUGCGAGUGCGACUCCAAUCGUACAAGAAGACAUCGUCUCCAGCCUGAAGAUGUCCAGGGACCACUUCUUCAAAGUCGUGCACCCUUUCAACCGUCCGAAUCUGUUCUACGAGAUUCAGUACAUAGCACCUUCCACUAAUAUUGCACAAGCCGUAGCCGAGUACAUCAACAAACUUCAUAAACGUCGUGGAUGCCCAAGUACUGGCAUCGUGUACUGCCGUACUAAGGCAGGCUGCGAUGAGAUUUCACACUUCUUGCGAGGUCAAGGCAUUGGGGCGAAGCCUUACCAUCGAGGGCUCUCGCCAAAGGUUCUUGAAAAGACUCUUCACGAAUGGGAGUCAGAGGGUAGCGGCGUGGACGUUGUAUGCGCAACCGUCGCUUUUGGGAUGGGGAUUGAUAAGAGUGACGUUCGAUACGUAAUUCAUGCCGACUUACCAAAGUCCUUUGAAGGAUACUACCAGGAAACAGGUAGAGCUGGUCGCGAUGGAGAGGCUUCCAAGUGCAUCUUGUUCUACUCUCGUGAAGAUGCAUUCAAGGUGUCGAACCUUGUCGCAAAGUCAUCGAACCGUAAUGGUGAAGAUAAGGCACCAUCCUUUGGCAAGAAUGUCGCCAAACAUGCACAGGAGAGCCUGGCAGCUCUCAUCAAGUUUGCCGAAUCUACAACUACAUGCAGACACGUCUCCAUUUGUCGCUUCUUCGGUGAAGUAAUAGAUACAAGUGACGUGGCCGUAGCCAAAGCCUAUUGUGAUGAAUUCUGCGACAUCUGCAAGUCCCCUGAGAAGACACGAGAACGCAAAAAGGCAUUAUCAAGUGACGAGUAUGUCAGUACCCAACGAACAAGACUCGAGGAAGAAGCUGGAGAGCUGGAAAACGAACAACCUUUUGAGCCUCCACCGCGGAUCGCUACCAACAUGAACUUGCCUGGAUUCCGCAAAGCGAGUGACAUCUCCCGUCCUCCUUCGCACAAGAGUAGUACUGCUUCUGGUAUUCAAUAUGGCACGAACAACCCGCAAGGAAGUCUUCCCCGGCUAGGUGGAAUGAACGGCGCCGCUAACAAGGUUCCUGGUGCAAUGCAUGUCAAGCGGGCUUUCAAGCCCCCUACUUUCAAAGUACCGGCUUUGCCAGCUGCGGUCGUUGAAGACAACUCUGUACCGGAGGAGGACCUGGGAGGGGGCGAAUCUCCUCUAUUCAUACCCACAUCACCAGUAGAAGAAAUGAGAAAUGCAGAGAAACAUUCAGUCGAGCCCAGCUCAGAAGAAGAAGCUCCAUUGAAUGGUAAAAGGAGGUUCAUUCGUGGUGCACUGGUUCCGUCCUCUUCAUCUUCGAGUGACGACGAGCCGCAAGUCAUCGAAGAAAAGAGCGCUGCAAUUGGGCCAACCAUAAGAAGCAGUGUGGCGCCGACAAAACAUAGCUUAAAGACUCCUGCAUUCUCCUCUGGUGGGAGCAACCUGCCCGGAGUCAAGAAACGGGAUGUACUCUACCCGGCUGGGCCACCACGCAAGGAGAAGAUGCAAGAAGACCCAGCAGAGGAUGAACAAGUGGAAGACCUUGAAGCGGCCGUAAAGAGGGCGCGAGAGGGAGCGUUUAGCUCGGAUGCAUACAUUACCGCCUCUCAAGAAGACGUAGAAGAUGAUCUCGAAGCGGCUUAUUCUCAGAAAAUUCCCAUCUCGCAGCUUGAAUUCUACGUCUUUGGUUUAUCGGCUACGAAGGGAGGCUACGAGCAGCGCAUCGAUGCACAUCUGACAGGGGUCGAGACGGCCUUUGGACCAGACGCGCGGUCGAAAGUGGCAUGGCUAAGUGAGGAUGCACGGAUGCAAGGGACUGAAGAUGAUGAAGACGAAAAGUUGGAGGUUGCGGCAGAGGUAGUUGAUUGCUUUAGAGAGUUUGUAUCGUAUUGGAAGUCGUGA
Serendipita indica DSM 11827 is the source of this 2691-nucleotide messenger RNA. NCBI's taxonomy places the organism in Eukaryota, Fungi, Basidiomycota, Agaricomycetes, Sebacinales, Serendipitaceae. The record is from the annotation of a GenBank genome assembly.